This is a messenger RNA of Periophthalmus magnuspinnatus, 3898 nucleotides long. RefSeq names its product stonin-1. Gene Ontology annotation, biological process: synaptic vesicle endocytosis; clathrin-dependent endocytosis; transcription initiation at RNA polymerase II promoter. The coding region runs from base 271 to 3612 and encodes 1113 amino acids. Gene Ontology annotation, cellular component: transcription factor TFIIA complex; AP-2 adaptor complex; synaptic vesicle. Gene Ontology annotation, molecular function: clathrin-cargo adaptor activity. NCBI's taxonomy places the organism in Eukaryota, Metazoa, Chordata, Actinopteri, Gobiiformes, Gobiidae. The transcript is spliced from 11 exons. The record is from RefSeq and is a predicted model, not a curated record.
GCGGCUCUGGGACGGUUCAUCCCCCCGUGCCCCGUCCCGCUGGAGGACAGUCUGAACUCGGGAGGGGAAGCUACCACUGCGCCGCUGUUAAACUCCCAGGAUUUACACUCUGCCAUUUUGAGGAAAACCGGGUCGACGCCGUGACUCCAAGCGCACCCAGAGCGCGGAGUCAUGACCUAAACCGACAACUUGCUCCUGUUCGCUUAUAAUACUGAAGGACAAAAGGACACUGUAUAAAGGGGCUGUUUGACCUGUGGUGGAUCUGUCAGCAUGUGCUCAACAAACCACUCAAACUGGGUGACGUUUGAAGACGACAGUGCACCUUUCUCCUCACCUCAGAAGCCCCUGCAGACACAGAGCCUCCUCAAAGCUUCAGUACCACGUCCCAAUGGGCUCAAACUAAAACUUCCUCCUAUCAGAGACACUUCCUGGAGCUUUAACAACUCACUGGACUCUCCUCAGUCCAGCCUCAGCAGCAGCUCUUUUGCACCAUGUAUCACUCCCCUUUGCACUCCAGUGAGUGGGCUCCCAAGCGGCGCAUCCCCCUUUCACUCCAGCUCAUGGGAAAGCAAGGACUUAUUCUCCUCCAGCCCCUCCGCAGCCUCAGUUUCCUCUCCCAGCUCUGAGGCUCAAAGUUCAGAUGGACCAAACCCCUUCCCGUCUUUCCAGGGAAACUCAGGGCACUAUAACCCCUUUUGGCACGCGUCCAGGCACAGUGCGGACGUGGACAGCUCCUCCUCAGACUCGGACACAGACACUAAUGCUCUACCGCGCUUUUUUAUUCGGACCAAAGAUGGCAGUGAGCCCCCACGGGACCACCUCCAGAACUCUCUCUCCUACGUGUGCCACAAACUGGAAGGCCUGAAAGCAAAGGCAGACCAAGACGAGGAGAGAGGAGGCGGAGAAAGGCGGCUGAGCUGCAGAGAUGAAGUUGUAAGGGAUGGUUCAUCUCAGUUUGUCCCUCGAGGCUUGUUUCGGAGCCAGAGGAGAGAUGGUUGGUCUGUAAUGCUCAGGAUCCCAGAGAAGAAAAACCGCAUGUCCUCACGGCAGUGGGGGCCCAUCUAUCUGAGGCUGCAGCCAGGGGGCGUGCUGCAGAUGUAUUAUGAGAAAGGACUGGAGAAGCCCUACAAAGAGUUCCAGCUCCUCCCACAGUGCCGACUGUCAGAGCUGAAGUUAGAAAGCUACGGAGAACCACGUAAAGUCCUGACUGUGAAGGUGGAGCACUUCACAUACACAGAGAAGAAACGCUUCCAUCCCAAGCAAGAGGUCAGCCACGAGGCCGAGGUGGAGCAGCUGCUCAAACUGGGCUCCACAUCACACGACGACAUGAAGGACCUGGUGGUCUCCAUGGAGGAGGAGAUCUUUCAGCUCAAUAUCCCACACCAGCCCAGGCGGCACUACGAAGAGCAGGAGCUGUCCCUACAGAUCACGGACCACAUCUGGAUACAACUGGACAAGUCUGGGAACGUCAUGGAAAGGGCCGCUUUCACCCAGAUCCACUGCCUCGCCUUUUUGAAUGGAUUAUCUGAAUGUUUUCUGGCUCUCAAUGACCUGCUGCUGCAGCAGCAUAACCCCAGUUAUGAGUCAGAUGAGGCCAGUGAACUCUGGAUGGAGAUAGCUGACUGUCAUUUUCACAAAUGUGUGAAUGAGACAGAAUUUCACAUGUCCCGGCUGAUUAAGUUCACCCCCCCUGAUGCGUGCAGAGUGGAGCUGAUGCGCUUUAAGACCAUGAGUCUGGGCUGCACUGAAGCUCCCUUCUCAGUGAAAGCCGUGGUAACGGUGCAGGGGGCCUAUGUGGAGCUGCAGGCCUUUUUAAACAUGUCCCCAGCCUUCCUCAGCUCAGGCAUGGGUUUAUGUGACUCCUUUCCCCUGUGUGAGAAUGUACUGAUCCGAGUGCCAGUGCCUGGCGACUGGGUCAAAGUCACUCAGACUGUGGCCUUACUGCGACAAAGGUCCCUGAAGGCUCGCAUGAACAGAAACACCUGUUUAGCAGCAGGUACAGUGAACUCUCAGCCCGUCAUGCAGGUCUCCAUAGGAACCGUCAAAUAUGAGAAUGUGUACUCUGCCAUCGUCUGGAGGAUCGACAGACUACCAGCUAAAAAUACAGCAGUGGACCAGCCGCAUUCAUUCUCCUGUAAGCUGGAGCUGGGAUCUGAUCAGGAGAUCCCUAAUGACUGGUACCCUUUUGUCUCUAUGGAAUGUGAAAUUAUGGGGGCCGUAGUGUCACAAACCAGGGUCAAAUCUCUGGGCACAGCCAACGACAUCCAACCGCAGAAACACAUCACCAGUUGGACCCGUUACCAUGUUCAAGCUAAACUGUACCUGUCCAUCAUUGAUGAUGUGAUAGAGAGUAUGAGGGAGCUCUUUCUGGAUGAGGGCAUUGAAGACCGUGUUUUGGAUGAUUUAAGGCAUCUCUGGGAGUCAAAGAUCAUGCAGUCCAAAGCAAUGGAGGACUUCAGGAAAAACAACAUCAACUCCUCCAACUUUGUGCUGCAGCUCCCGGCCAGCUACACCCAGAAUGAACAAGAGAUUACAGCUUCAGUUCUGAUACCCCCAAGUCAAAAAGUUCACACCUAUCCAAUGAAGACCACUCCAGAGACCGUGGCUACCUUCUCUCUUCCUGCUGGUCUCACUUACCCAGUCCAAAUACCUGCUGGAGUCACACUGCAAACUGCCUCUGGUCAGCUUUAUAAAGUCAAUGUUCCAGUGGUGGUUACACAGACUCCAGCAGGACAGCAGUCUCUGCCCCAUCCUGCACAGAAAGUUCCUGCUCCUGCCCCUAAACCUCAACCUGCUCAAGUCAGAGUUAAUACUGCUCCUGUCCAUGAGGUGGCGCCAUCCACAGUAUCAAAGACUACUAUAUCAAAUCCCACACCAGUCCCCAUACCACUCCAAUCCAACCUAGCCCCAAUUCAAGAGGCUAUCCCACCUCAACAACGAGAAGUACCAGAAAUUAUAGAUGUUGAGGCUGCAGAUAUCCCAGAAUUCUCUUCUCCAGAGCUAGACAUCAAAGGUAAAAGCAGCGACCAGCCUGUGAAUCUAAGUAUGAACGAAUCGCCCAGUGAUGUACUAGACUUCCAGAUGAGCGCAAGCACCACCGACAUUGAUGACCUCCUCAAAGAGGUGAUUGAGAAGGAGAGGGAGAAGGUCAGGAACUUGGAUCCAACCAAAGCUGAUGAUGUCCUGGCGCUGGACCUGGAUUAUAGCGCACUUUCAGACAUUGUGCAGCUCGAUGGUACUGCUGACAACUCUGAGGAUGAAGAGGUGGCUGCUCUGGAGGAGAAUGACUUUUUGGGAAUAAUCAAUGCAGAAGCUAUAAAGGCCCUGCAGGAGGGAGACGCCAGCAGUGAUGGCAACAGCCUCUCCUCCAGCGACAGUGAAGUGGAAGACGAACUGGCUCAUGUCGAGGAUGAGGAUCCCUUAAAUUCAGGCGAUGACGUGAUUGAGCAGGACAUCCCAGACCUCUUUGACACCGAUAAUGUGAUCGUUUGCCAGUAUGACAAAAUCCAUCGCAGUAAGAAUCGAUGGAAGUUUCAUUUGAAAGAUGGAGUGAUAACUUACGGGGGCAAGGACUUUGUGUUUUCAAAGGCAGUAGGAGAGGCUGAGUGGUAAUGGCUCUGGUCUUUAGUCGACUGACCAGAUCAGAUGGAGGUGUCCAUUUAGUGAAGUCACUGAUUUAAAAGGUAAAACAAUCCUUAAAUGCAGGAGAUGCGUUUAUCUGCUCAAAGCAAUUUUCUGUUUAAAAUUCAUUAAUUUUGUCAGUAAUAACUUUUGAUUUGACUGAUUUUUGUUCUGGAAAAUGUAUCUUAAGUUUGUAACACAGCUGACAAUGUGUUUUGUCUUCUCAUAACUAAAACAAAAUGGAUUUUUGUUUAGCCUUGAAAAUAUUUGUACUAAA